Messenger RNA from Exophiala xenobiotica, 1593 nucleotides. RefSeq lists its product as uncharacterized. Bases 1 to 1593 code for a protein of 530 amino acids. The transcript is spliced from 4 exons. The record is from RefSeq and is a predicted model, not a curated record. Lineage: Eukaryota; Fungi; Ascomycota; Eurotiomycetes; Chaetothyriales; Herpotrichiellaceae. Gene Ontology annotation, biological process: carbohydrate transport; transmembrane transport. Gene Ontology annotation, molecular function: carbohydrate:proton symporter activity. Gene Ontology annotation, cellular component: membrane.
AUGGCACCUCAAAAGCCCCAGUCCGACGUUCACGUCGAGGAUCUUCCUCGGAGACUCACUCUUUACAACUACAAAUGCGUCGCUUUUGCGGCUGUGGGUUCCAUCAUCUAUGGCUACUGUCUGUCUGCCGUGGCGACAACAUUGGGUCAACCUAGCUUCUACAAGUACAUGAACCUCCAAACGGACGCAUCAGUCGACAAAGCCGCCUACGACUACAUGGUCGUGAUUCAAGGGCUGAGCACCUCACUUUCGCAGGCAGGAGGAUUCUUCGGAUGUCUCUUCAACUCAUGGACAGCCGACAGGUUCGGCCGUCUCAGAUCCUUCCAGCUCGCCAGUCUCAUCGUUAUUAUCGGUGGCGCUCUCACAGCUGGAGCCGUCAACAUUCCCAUGUUCUUGGUCUUCCGGUUCUUUGGAGGUUUCGGUGUCGGCAUGAUCUUGGUUCUUUUCCCGAUGUACGCGGCAGAGCUGUCACCACCCCGAGCGCGAGGAUUCCUUGUCGGCCAACACGGUCCCGGUCUUGCUAUCGGUUACAACGCCGCGGCAGCUGUCAGUUACGGAUGCUAUUUUGCAAAGAAUGGCAACUUCGCAUGGCGCUUUCCGCUCGCUCUGCAAUGUCUCUUCCCGGCGCUUCUCUUGACCUUCUCCUUCUGGAUGCCCGAAUCUCCGAGGUGGCUGAUUCUAAAGGAUCACCUCGACGAGGCGAAAAGGGUGGUUACACGCAUCCACCGCUCUCCUGAUGAUGAGAACGACGACUUUGCACGAGCCGAGUUCGAUCUCAUGGUCGCUCAGAUUCAACUCGAACGCGAAAAGAGUGGUGGUGCCGUGGCGUCAUUCAUCGGCCGGUGGAAAUACCUCCUCAGCAAGAAAUCCUACCUCCACCGAUGCGCCCUCGGCUUUGGUAUCAUGUUCGGUAUCCAGGGAACCGGCGUGUUGGUCAUCAACAAUUACCAAAUCAUCCUCUAUCCUGGCCUCGGAGUAGGCGCGUCACUUUCCCUGGGUCUUUACUGGGUAUACCUGGCCAUCGCUUUGGUCGGGAACACCACUUCCUCUUUGAUCAUCGAUAAACUGGGACGACGACGCUCCUUUUUGAUCGGUCUCAUUGGAUCCUUGAGCGCCCUGAUCGGUGAGACCGUCGCCUCGUCGUUCCUACCAUCCACGAACAAGGCAGUAUUGGUGACCGGGGUGUUUUUCAUCUUCUGGUACAUCCCCUGGUUUUCGUCGAUGGUCGACGCCGUCAUGUACAUCUACAUGUCUGAAAUCUGGCCAUCCGAGGUGCGAUCGGAAGGCAUUGCUCUCUCGGUAUCUGGUCAAUGGCUUGCCUCGAUCGCUUACCUGCAGGCCUCGCCGACCGGCUUUGCCAAUUGCGGCUGGAAGUUCUAUCUUCUUUUCGUCUUCUGCACGGCUGCCAUGUGGGUGAUUGUGUACUUCUUCUACCCUGAGACUGCAAAUAUCCCAAUGGAGGAGAUGGGCCGCUUGUUCGGUGACGAGGUUGCUGGUUCCUUGGAGGAGGAGCUCAAACAUCACGGACACGCUGAACAUGACAUCCCUCAUGAGAAGCAUGUCCAAUCGACACAACUUGAGAGUCCGAAGUAA